Stegodyphus dumicola is the source of this 4790-nucleotide messenger RNA. Its product is annotated as sodium- and chloride-dependent glycine transporter 1-like. Gene Ontology annotation, biological process: sodium ion transmembrane transport; amino acid transport; nitrogen compound transport. Lineage: Eukaryota; Metazoa; Arthropoda; Arachnida; Araneae; Eresidae. Gene Ontology annotation, cellular component: plasma membrane. The record is from RefSeq and is a predicted model, not a curated record. Gene Ontology annotation, molecular function: glycine:sodium symporter activity.
GUAUUUACUAAGAUCAUUUGGCUAGUAAAGGAAACUUGAAUAAAUUGCUUGAUUAUGUUUCACUUUAAUUAAGCCAAAUCUAACACCGUAAUUUACUAUUCUAGUUGUCAGCUCGACUUUUAAGUCGCUUGGUACUCGUGUGGAUGUCGAAUUUAUUAUACAGGUUUCUAAGAAGAGACUGGAAAGAUGAACACUCGAUUUACAGUAAUCCCUGUCCACAACUCCUCACUUUCGUUAUUACCACCGAAAGUCAUUACUAUGCCACCUUCUAUUCCUGAUCGUAUGGGGAAUAGCAAGAAUCUUGAACCUACUACGGAUGAAAAUAAAGAAAGGGGAAAUUGGUCCACCGGAGCUGAAUUCUUACUGUCAUGUCUGAGUUACGCUGUAGGGCUUGGUAACAUCUGGAGGUUCCCAUACCUUUGUUACAGAAAUGGGGGAGGAGCUUUUCUCAUUCCUUAUGCUAUAAUGUUGGUGUUUGUGGGACUUCCUUUAUUUUUCCUGGAGCUUGCAUUUGGACAGUACGCCAGUGAAGGACCUAUCACAAUCUGGAAGAUUUCACCUUUAUUUCAAGGUCUUGGAUAUGCUAUGUUCUUAAUGUCUACACUGGUGGGUGUAUACUAUAAUAUGAUUUUGGCCUGGGCACUUUUCUACCUUAUUUCUUCAUUGAGCAGCAUUUUACCAUGGAGCUCUUGCGAUAAUUGGUGGAAUACUAUUGCUUGUCAAAAAUUCGACACAAAAAACUGUACUGCUUUGCAUGGAAUCAUAACCGAAAACGGUACCUGUGUUUUCAGACAUCAGGUAUCAAAUGAUACAUGGCUAAGUCUUGAAAAUUCAGUAUCAAAGACGAAAAUGGCAAGCGACGAAUAUUUUCAUAAUUUUGUACUGGACAUAACAGAAGGAUUGCAUGACUUGGGAGGAAUGCGUUGGGAACUUGCAUCUUGUCUGCUUGCGUGCUGGGUAUUCGUUUUCCUAUGCUUGCUGAAAGGCGUCAAAAGCAUGGGAAAAGCGGUUUAUUUCACUGCAUUAUUUCCGUACGUGGUUCUUACAAUCCUUUUGAUUCGUGGUCUUACUCUGAACGGGUCUACAGAAGGCAUUAUGUUUUAUCUUACUCCGGAAUGGUACAGAUUAAAGGAAGCUCGUGUUUGGGGAGACGCAGCAAUGCAGAUAUUUUUCUCUCUGUCUCCUUGUUGGGGCGGUUUAAUCACUCUGGCAAGUUACAAUCGUUUUCAUAAUAACUGCUUUAGAGAUGCUUUGUUUAUUGCUUUCGGGAACUGUGGUACCAGUUUUUUUGCUGGCUUUGUGAUUUUCAGUAUUGUUGGGUUUAUGGCUCAUGAACUUGGAGUUCCUGUGAAUGAAGUAGCAGCUCAAGGUGCUGGAUUAGCAUUUGUCGCAUACCCUGAAGCAGUGUCCAAACUGCCCAUCUCCCCUCUUUGGUCAUUUCUGUUCUUCCUUAUGCUUAUGACGCUGGGACUUGGAACACAGUUUACUAUCAUUGAAACCGUUGUAACAACAAUUGUGGAUACCUACCCAGAUAAAUUAAGACGACGAAAAGCUUGGAUUUUAUCUGCGUCUUGCAUAGUUAUGUUUACGAUGGGUUUACCAAUUUGUACUAAAGGUGGAAUGUAUUUGCUUCAGUUAAUGGACAAUUAUGCUGCGAGUUUUUCAGCUUUGAUUAUUGGACUGAUAGAAGUUACUGUGAUAGCUUGGGUGUAUGGAAUUGAACGCUUUUUAGAUGACAUAAAGUUUAUGUUAGGAAAAUAUCCUUAUCCCUACCAGUACUGGAGACUGUUGUACCGUUAUGUCGUCCCACUUAUGAUUGUUUUUAUUCUAAUAUUUAGCUGGAUUGAUAUGCGCCCAACAGAGUAUGGAAGUUACAUUUUCCCCGGCUGGGCUACAGGACUGGGUUGGGGAAUAUCACUGUUCUCCGUCAGUGCUAUUCCUGUUGUGGCUGUUACAAAAAUCUGGAGAGCAGAUGGUCCUAUAAAAGCGAGAAUCGGGAAUUUGAGCAAACCAACUGCAGAAUGGGGCCCUAAACUCCAACAUCACCGAGCCGAAACACAUGCACCUACACAUACUGAUUCUCAAGUUCCUCUGACCUACCCAAAUUAUGAUCCUGAUGGUUUUGGGAAUGAUGAUGAUUUUGAGAGCAAACUUAGUGAUGCAUACUUAAACGCAGAGGGUCUGCAUAUGACAGUACCUAUACGUGAAACUGGUCUCUAAAAAAUCUAAGCGGAAGUACUUGAAGCAAUUUCUUCACAACUAGUCUGUCAGUCAAUGUGCAUCAUUGUAUGCUAGUUACUGACAUUCGGAAAGAAACCCAUUGUGGUCAAAUUUGAGGUUUAUUCCAGGGAAAGGAAAUUUGUAUUUGAUUUGAGGAGCUACCUGUCAUUUAAUGAUAUCUGAGUGAAUUAAUUGAAAUUGUAUAUGCAUUAAACAGCCCAUUUCAUGUCAACUUUGUUUCAAUAAAUAACCUCAUAUUCAAAUAAUUUUAUAAUUUAUAUAUUUUUACCUUAAUAUUGUUAAACGAUAUAGUUUCGUUUGCAGUUAAAUUUUAAAAUAAUUGCAUUUAAGAGCCUCUUUUGAUUAAUUAUAUACCUUGCUCUUACGAUGUAAUGAUAUUUGUUUUGGUUAUAAAUGUUUUGGUUCGUCAUUAUUUUUUACUGUGUGUACUGAUGUAACUGGUUCUUAAUGUAACGUAUAAGUACGUAACUGAUUAUUUUUGUGAUAUCCGAAAUUUUCCACAUUCUUUAGGCAAUUUAUAGCUCAUAAAACUUUGCUUUAACGCAUAUUUGCUACCUAUAUUUUCAGAAGUAAUCCAAAAAUAUGCUCUAUAAUGAAGAAGAGAGCAUAAGCAAAAAACAAAAGAAAUUUCGUUUAGUUUACGUGUAUUAUAUUUCUUCCUUUUAAUCAGACAUUUCUGAAUUUUACAAGAAUAUUUUGCAGAGAUUUGCAAACCCUAUUGAGUUUUAUGUAAUACUGAAAAUAUUUCAAAUUUGUAAAUGGAGAUCAUAUAUUCUAAAAUACAUACUUUUACUCGAUGAAAAGAACUUGUAUGGAAAAGGGGGGAACGGUUUAUUUGCAAAUGAAAUUUUGGAAAUUUGUGUCCAAAUUUUACUAAUAAAAUUAAUAGAAUAUUUUGAAGACUAUUUUCAGUACAAAGUAUACCUUAGCAGUAUUCUUGUUACUUCUUUUUUAUUAUAUUCUUACUUUCAUUUAUAACAUUUUAGUAUUUUAAAUCGCAAUUGAUUUUAAAUGUAACUUCAAAAUUUUAUAAUUAGAUUUAUAUUAACCAAUCUUAUUUAUUCUGUCUUUUAAUAAUGUUUAUUUUCUGUCUUUUAACUGGUAUAUUAUUUUACCUUUUAACUAAUUUUAUGAUACCAUACAAAAAUGUAUAUUUGAUUACUUUCCUAAUUUUAUUGCGUUUUCCCAUACGUAAAAAUAAAAAUUGUUUGUUUUGGCUAAAGAUGCUAUUUGGCUUUUCUGAGGGAAAAACCUUUGUAUAUGCUUUCGAUAACUGUAUAUAAUCAUUUAUAUAUAUAUAAUCAUUUUCAUUGUUUUCAUCUUUUAUGUUGAUGUUUUAUUUGUACAGCCGUUUAAGGUUUUUUUUAAAGAAUGUAUCUAGUUUUGUGUUUUACGUUUAAUUUUUAUAUAAACUGUUGUAUUGUUUACCGCAUUUAUGAUGAUGAUAUAAGUUCACAUUCCUUUGAUAAACUCACUAGUUAAAUUUGGCAAACCAAUAAUUAAAAUUCCUUUGCAUAAAUUUACCCACUUCCUAUAUUUAAUAUAUCGACUGGCACAAAAUAAACCGAAUUGGAUACGGAAGGCUUAACUUGCUUUGGGUUCGGUUUAUCUAGGGCCACCAGAUAUUUAUUUUAUGGCAUUACUAUAAGAAUAAUCAUUCUAAAAUAUAAACGAAUUCCUGUGUAAGAAAAAUGGCAAUAUGAAUUUUAAAAUAAAUUAAUCAUUAAAUGCAAGGAUGUCAUUAAGGUCAUUUUAAUCUCAUUCAGUUUAAAGUAAUAAAAUUCAGUCGUUUUCUGCAAGAAAUAAUAAUUUUAUAAUAAUAUCAAGUUAUAACGUAAAAUUACAAAAUGAAGUAGAUAAUUGUAUAAUCUAGAAAAAUUAAACUUGAUGAAAUUCUUUAUUACCUUUGAAUAAUAAUAUAAAUUAAAUAGCGGCUGCUUGCAAAAGUUUGUCCAAUUUUUAAAAUAUAUUUAUAAAAUUAAUGUAUACAUAUACAUAUUCAAUAUGACUAAAAACAUGCAUAUUUAUUUUUCAUAUCGUCCGACAAAUGAGCGAGUCUUUGACGUGAAAUUCAUUUCUCUCAAAUUACGAUCUUCCUGAAUGCGGUUAAUAUUCAAUUUCGCCUUUUCUCCACUUAGUAAACAGCUUCCCAUUAGCAUUGACAAACCCCAUAUACUUUCCAAAUGGUCAUUCCUCCUCCCUCAGCAACAGCCUUUUUUUUGCUCCUAUAAUAGAACAAGAUUUUGUUACUUAAAGUAACUUAGGUAAAUUUCUAAGAUUAUUUUCUUUCUAAAAUACUUUCCUAAACCAAGAAAUUUCGUCAAAGGAGUUUUUUUAAAAAAUGUCUAACUAAUAAUUUAUGCUAUACGACAAGCUUUUGCAAGGACUAAUAUUUGUUUGUGUUGCACUAUAAUCAGUUAUGCACACUUUAGUCUGUAAAGUGCUGUUAUUUAUAUAUGCAUAUUGUUGGUUGUUUACUAAAGUUUCCCAUAAAUUCGUCAAUAGAAUUGUGUAAUAAUUAUAUUGUAAAUAAAAUGUAUAUCUUCAUC